Archocentrus centrarchus (flier cichlid) is the source of this 1933-nucleotide messenger RNA. RefSeq names its product glycogenin 1b (gene gyg1b). Gene Ontology annotation, molecular function: glycosyltransferase activity. The record is from RefSeq and is a predicted model, not a curated record. The transcript has 8 exons. NCBI's taxonomy places the organism in Eukaryota, Metazoa, Chordata, Actinopteri, Cichliformes, Cichlidae. Bases 118 to 1140 code for a protein of 340 amino acids.
GCCUGCUGUCAUCUCGGUAUUUAAACCACCUCUGUAUAUUUAGUCGGUCCUUUUCGCCGCUCAGAGCUUCUGUCUUCAAGUCCAGGCUACAGAGUAGCUUCGACUUAUUCGUCAGUCAUGGCUGAUCAGGCCUUUGUGACGUUGGCUACCAAUGACAGCUAUGCUCGGGGCGCCAUGGUUUUGGGCAAAUCCCUCCGUAAGCACAAUACAUCCAAGAAGCUGGUGGCACUUGUUGGGCCGCAAGUAUCAGAGCCUUGCCAGUCUGUGCUGAAGAGGAUCUAUGAUGAGGUGAGGGUGGUGGAUGUGCUGGACAGUGGCGACACUGCACACCUGGCCAUGAUGAAGAGACCCGACCUGGGCGUGACCUUCACCAAACUCCACUGCUGGACCCUCACACAUUACUCCAAAUGUGUUUUCAUGGAUGCGGACACUAUGGUGCUUUCAAAUAUAGAUGAGUUAUUUGACAAAGAGGAACUGUCAGCUGCUCCUGACCCUGGCUGGCCCGAUUGCUUCAACUCUGGCGUUUUUGUUUUUCGUCCUUCUGUGGAGACUCACGGCAAACUGCUUCAAUAUUGUACAGAACACGGCAGCUUUGACGGAGGAGACCAAGGGGUUUUGAAUGGCUUCUUUAGCAACUGGGCAACAUCUGACAUAUCGAAACAUCUCCCCUUCAUUUACAAUCUCAGCAGCAUAGCCAUCUACACUUACCUUCCAGCUUUUAAGCAAUAUGGUGGAAAUGCCAAGGUGGUCCAUUUCCUAGGGAAGACCAAGCCAUGGGGUUACACAUUUGAUCCCAAAGCCAAACAAAUUUCAGGGAGUGAGCAGGAUGCCACCACACACUCUACCUUCCUUCUUGACUGGUGGACCCUGUACUCUGGUGACGUGGUGCCCAUGCUGCAGGAGCAGUAUGGAGACCAGCCUUUCCACUCAGGAUGUGUGGAGAUCCAACACAGUGAUACUGUCACUUUUGAGAGUGGACAGGGCGUGAGCAGGUCUUCACAUGCACAUGCACAGGCAUCCCGAUCCCAGCAGAUGUCCUCAGAAGAACGGAAGGAGAAAUGGGAGCAAGGUCAGGCAGACUACUUGGGAAUGGACUCAUUUGACAAUAUCCAGAGAAAGCUUGAUACUUUUCUUAAAUAAAGGAUGUCAAAAGAGCACUUACAGUUUAACAAACUGUUGCCAAGAAAAUACUGCAAAAAAAACAAAAACAGAUUGCAGUUUUCUUUCCUGCCUUUAUCUCAACUAGAAAUAAGCCAGGUCUCUCUUCCCACAAGCACUACCAACUCCAUACUCCAAAGACAGCCCAAUUUGAAUGAGGAAAGUAAAGUGAAAUAUUAUGAGUGGCUUUAUUUCUCUCUGCAAAAUUAUCAUGAUUCAGUUUACCCAGGCACCGAUGUCUGUUCUGCUACAGUGUGAAGAAAAGCAGGAAAGGAUUAUAACAUGUGUGCUUGUUUAAAGAUGAUUAUUAAAAUUUUGUUUUCAUGUUAAUGCUUCUUUUGUAAAAAGGAGAUGGCAACAAGAGUUCAACAGGGCCAUUUGUAUCAGUGUGGUUAAGAUGUGUAGUCACAUUGUCAUUUUAUUUCAGUAUAUUUUCCUUCUUUUUUGUACUCUGCAGUCACCUAACAGUUUUCUUAAUAUUUUCUUUGCUUCAUUUCUCAAAAAAUAAUGUUGUUUUUAAAUUAGAAGUCUCUCUUUUACAUGGGUAUAAAGAUAUGUUUACAGCACUUCUAAAGGCCAUAUUAUGGUCAGUUAGCAAUGCACACUAGAUCCUUAGUGCCUUAAUGCCUUGCUAUCUUUACAACUAUCAAAUUAUGUUAUCUCACUCUUGGCCAGCAGCUUCUUCAGUAGGUGAUUUGGUUUUAAUUUUACUUGACCAGGAUGUUGGCUGGAAAUCUUUUAUCUGGAAGCAAUAAAAAAACAUCCUUAAAAACUG